Leptosia nina is the source of this 459-nucleotide messenger RNA. The record is from the annotation of a GenBank genome assembly. NCBI's taxonomy places the organism in Eukaryota, Metazoa, Arthropoda, Insecta, Lepidoptera, Pieridae.
AUGGAUAUAUCGAGACUGCUUUCGUGCAACGCGGAAACGAUGAGGUCGACAGCCGUCCCGAGCGGACGUCUCCACUGCGCACUCUCGCCGUUGUCCCCUCGAGACAACCGGCCCCCCGCUGCUACCGCCCGCCGCCCGCACCGCCACUGCGCUCCCUUCGUGAGCCGGUUGGCGAUCGCUAUCGGGUCGCAUAGGUGCCACGCCCUGCUACGAUUUGGGAUAACGGCUGAAGCUUUUUUACGUUGCUUUCAGACGAUCCCGCCGUCGCUGUCUGCUGUCCGCCGCUCGCCGCUAGCCGCUCGCCGGAAGCCGCUAAGCCGCUCACCGCCACACGCCGCCGCCGCUGCGCUCCCUUCGCGAGGCAGACUGCGGCCACUUCGCUUCGUUUUAUGCUCGCGGGUUUACCUGCGGUCUCUCCGACGGCCACCUAACGGUGCCAAACGGUUGUCGGGAGGCUAA